AUGGAUGAGGAAAACAUGACAAAAGGCGAGGAGCUGCAGCCUCUGAGUUUGCAAAAAGCGUUACAACAGUGCGAGCUGGUCCAAAACAUGAUAGACUUGAGCAUUUCUAACCUGGAAGGGCUUAGGACCAAGUGUGCUACCUCCAACGACCUCACACAAAAAGAGAUCCGGACCCUGGAGAGCAAGCUGGUCAAGUACUUCAGCCGGCAGCUGUCCUGCAAGAAGAAGGUGGCGUUGCAGGAGCGCAACGCUGAACUCGAUGGCUUCCCCCAGCUCCGGCACUGGUUCCGGAUCGUGGAUGUCCGCAAGGAAGUCGUGGAGGAGAUCUGCCCCGGGCAGCUGAGCCUGGAAGACCUGCUGGAGAUGACGGAUGAGCAGGUGUGUGAGACGGUGGAGAAGUUCGGGGCUAACCCCGAGGAGUGUGCCCGGCUCAACGCCUCCCUGUCCUGCCUGAGGGCCGUGCACUUGUCAGGUGGGAACCCCUCCAAGCAAGACUGGACAAUCCAAUGGCCCACGCCGGAGCCCGGCAAGGAGAACAGCCCGCUGUGCCCCGCGGAGCCCGCGGCCCGCGCCCGCGCCCCGCACCCGUCCCCGAGCCCCCGCGUGCCGGCCCGCUGCGCCCCGCACCUGUGCCACCCCGCGCCCGCGGCGCACGGGGACCCCCGGGCCCACGGGGACCGGCUCUCCGUGGACCGCCCCGGGCCGCUAGAGUCGGGACCCCGCUCUCUGCCGCCCUCGCCCCGGCAGCGGCACGCGGCGCGCACCCCGCCGCGGACCCCCAACAUCGUCACGGUGACCCCGCCUGGCACGCCGCCCGCGCGCAGGAGGAACAAGCUGAAGCCCCCCGGAACCCCGCCGCCCUCCUCCCGCAAGCUGAUCCACCUGAUCCCAGGCUUCACCGCGCUGCACCGCAGCAAGUCCCACGAGUUCCAGCUGGGCCAGCGCCCGGACGAGGCCCACACCCCCAAAGCCAAGAAAAAGAGCAAACCCUUCAACCUCAAGAUCCACAGCGGCGGCGUGGGCAGCUGCGAGAACAUUCCGGCGCAGCCACGCUCCCCGCUUCUGUCCGACCGCUCCCUGCGCUCCUUCUUUGUGGGGCACGCGCCCUUCCUGCCCUCCACCCCGCCCGUGCACUCCGAGGCCAACUGCUCUGCAAACACACUGUCAGUGCCGCGCUGGUCCCCGCAGAUUCCCCGCAGAGACCUGGGCAACUCCAUCAAACACAGGUUUUCCACCAAGUACUGGAUGUCUCAGACGUGUACGGUCUGUGGAAAGGGGAUGCUUUUUGGUCUCAAAUGUAAAAAUUGCAAAUUAAAGUGCCACAACAAAUGCACCAAAGAAGCCCCGCCCUGUCACCUCCUGAUCAUCCACCGAGGAGAUGCCUCCUGUGCUUUUGUCCCUACGGAUCCAGCAAGGUUAGUCCGGACAGAGUCGGUCCCGUGUGACAUCAACAACCCUGUACGGAAACCACCCCGGUACUCAGACCUGCACAUCAGUCAGACGCUCCCCAAAACCAACAAAAUCAACAAGGACCACAUCCCUGUCCCUUACCAGCCAGACUCCAGCAGCAACCCCUCCUCCACGACGUCCUCCACACCCUCCUCGCCGGCUCCUCCCCUCCCACCCAGCGCCACGCCGCCUUCUCCCCUCCACCCUUCCCCCCAGUGCACGAGGCAGCAGAAGAACUUCAACCUGCCAGCAUCACACUACUACAAAUACAAGCAGCAGUUCAUCUUCCCAGAUGUGGUACCUGUGCCAGAGACGCCAACGCGGGCACCCCAGGUCAUCCUGCAUCCAGUGGCCUCCAAUCCAAUCUUGGAAGGAAACCCGUUACUUCAAAUUGAAGUGGAGCCAACCUCGGAGAAUGAAGAGGGCCAUGAUGAAGCUGAGGAGUCAGAGGACGACUUCGAGGAGAUGAACCUGUCCCUGCUCUCAGCCCGGAGCUUCCCACGCAAGGCCAGCCAGACCAGCAUCUUCCUGCAGGAGUGGGACAUCCCCUUCGAGCAGCUGGAGAUCGGCGAGCUCAUCGGCAAGGGCCGCUUUGGGCAGGUGUACCACGGCCGCUGGCACGGCGAGGUGGCCAUCCGGCUGAUCGACAUCGAGAGGGACAAUGAGGACCAGCUCAAGGCCUUUAAGCGGGAGGUGAUGGCCUACAGGCAGACGAGGCACGAGAACGUGGUGCUUUUCAUGGGGGCCUGUAUGAGCCCGCCCCACCUGGCCAUCAUCACCAGCCUCUGUAAGGGUCGGACGCUCUACUCGGUGGUGAGGGACGCCAAGAUUGUCCUGGAUGUCAACAAAACCAGGCAGAUUGCUCAGGAGAUUGUGAAGGGAAUGGGCUACCUGCACGCCAAGGGCAUCCUCCACAAGGACCUCAAGUCAAAGAACGUCUUCUACGACAAUGGCAAAGUGGUCAUCACGGACUUCGGGCUCUUCAGCAUUUCCGGGGUGCUGCAGGCUGGCAGGCGUGAGGACAAACUGCGCAUCCAGAAUGGCUGGCUGUGUCACCUGGCUCCGGAGAUCAUCCGCCAGCUGUCCCCUGACACAGAGGAGGACAAGCUUCCCUUUUCCAAGCACUCAGAUGUCUUUGCACUCGGCACGAUCUGGUAUGAACUCCACGCCAGGGAGUGGCCUUUCAAGACCCAGCCAGCAGAGGCCAUCAUCUGGCAGAUGGGGACAGGAAUGAAACCCAACCUCAGCCAGAUUGGCUUGGGAAAAGAAAUCUCGGACAUUCUUCUCUUCUGCUGGGCCUUCGAGCAGGAGGAGCGGCCCACCUUCACCAAGCUCAUGGACAUGCUGGAGAAACUGCCGAAGCGAAACCGCCGCCUGUCUCACCCUGGACAUUUCUGGAAGUCUGCAGAGUACGUUUCCUCUCUCUACAGCGCCAUCCACUGCCUUGUCCUGUGA
Molecule: messenger RNA, 2904 nt
Organism: Dipodomys spectabilis (banner-tailed kangaroo rat)
Lineage: Eukaryota; Metazoa; Chordata; Mammalia; Rodentia; Heteromyidae
Gene: Ksr2
Product: kinase suppressor of ras 2
Exons: 20
Coding region: 1-2904 (967 amino acids)
Biological process (GO): protein phosphorylation
Molecular function (GO): ATP binding; protein kinase activity
Source: RefSeq, a predicted model, not a curated record